CCUAUAAUUGGAAUGCGUCCACUUUUAAAUCUUUUAAGGAGGAUCCGUUGCACGGCAAAUCUGGUGGCGGCAGCUGCGGUAAUCCCGGCUUCAGUGCGCUGGGUAUUGAAUUCGUGCAUUUGAAAUGCUGUGCUUGGGUUUCUGGCGCGGGGCCACCGUAGGGGGGAGCCCUCGCGUCCCUUUCUUCUGCGCCUUCCUGGCUCCUAGCAGAGUUUCCCGCGCCGAAGUGUGCACUUGGAGAAAAUCGAGAGUUCAGAGUAGGCACAUAUGUAGAGUGUGUCGGUCAGAAGGAACACCCGAGAAACCUCUUUAUCAUCCUUGUGUAUGUACUGGCAGUAUUAAGUUCAUCCAUCAAGAAUGCUUAGUUCAGUGGCUGAAACACAGUCGAAAAGAAUACUGUGAAUUAUGCAAGCACAGAUUUGCUUUCACACCAAUUUAUUCUCCAGAUAUGCCUUCACGGCUUCCAAUCCAAGACAUAUUUGCUGGACUGGUUACAAGUAUUGGCACUGCAAUACGAUACUGGUUUCAUUACACACUUGUGGCCUUCGCAUGGUUGGGAGUUGUUCCUCUUACAGCAUGCCGCAUCUACAAGUGCUUGUUUACUGGCUCCGUGAGCUCACUGCUGACACUGCCCCUCGACAUGCUGUCCACGGACAAUUUAUUGGCGGACUGUUUGCAGGGCUGCUUUGUGGUGACGUGCACACUGUGUGCGUUCAUCAGCCUGGUGUGGUUGCGAGAGCAGAUCGUCCACGGAGGGGCGCCGGUUUGGUUGGAGCACGCCGCUCCGCCCUUCAAUGCUGCCGGCCACCACCAAAACGAGGCUCCAGCGGGAGGAAAUGGUGCUGAAAAUGUUGCCCCUGAGCAGCCCGCUAACCCGCCAGCCGAGAAUGCGGUGGUGGGGGAGAACCCCGAGGCCCAGGACGAGCAGGCGGAGGAGGAGGAGGAGGAGAACGAGGAGGAAGACGAGGCAGGCGGGGAGGACGCAGCCGACGCCAACAACGGGGCUCAGGAUGACAUGAACUGGAAUGCUCUAGAGUGGGAUCGAGCUAUGCUAGGACUUGAUGGAUCACUAGUUUUUCUAGAGCACGUCUUCUGGGUGGUGUCCUUAAACACGCUGUUCAUUCUCGUGUUCGCAUUUUGCCCUUACCACAUUGGUCAUUUCUCCCUUGUUGGUUUGGGAUUUGAAGAACAUGUCCAAGCAUCUCAUUUUGAAGGCCUAAUCACAACCAUAGUUGGAUAUAUUCUUUUAGCAAUAACACUGAUAAUUUGUCAUGGCUUGGCAACUCUUGUUAGAUUUCAUAGGUCUCGUCGCUUGCUUGGAGUCUGCUACAUUGUUGUUAAGGUCUCUUUGCUAGUGGUGGUAGAAAUUGGAGUGUUCCCUCUCAUUUGUGGCUGGUGGCUGGAUAUCUGUUCCCUGGAAAUGUUCGAUGCUACGCUGAGAGACCGGGAACUGAGCUUCCAGUCGGCUCCGGGGACCACGAUGUUCCUGCACUGGCUGGUGGGAAUGGUCUACGUGUUCUACUUCGCCUCCUUUAUUCUGCUGCUGCGAGAGGUGCUUCGACCUGGUGUCUUGUGGUUUCUGAGGAAUCUGAAUGAUCCAGAUUUUAAUCCAGUACAAGAAAUGAUCCACCUGCCUAUCUAUAGGCAUCUCCGGAGAUUCAUUUUGUCAGUGAUUGUCUUUGGCUCCAUUGUCCUCCUGAUGCUUUGGCUUCCUAUACGUAUAAUUAAGAGUCUGCUGCCCAGUUUUCUCCCGUACAAUGUCAUGCUCUACAGCGAUGCUCCGGUGAGCGAACUGUCCCUUGAGCUGCUUCUGCUUCAGGUUGUUUUGCCAGCGUUACUUGAGCAGGGACACACGCGACAGUGGCUGAAGGGGCUUGUGCGAGCGUGGACUGUUACUGCUGGAUACUUGCUGGAUCUUCAUUCCUAUUUAUUGGGAGACCAGGAAGAAAACGAGAAUAGUGCAAACCAGCAAGUUAACAACAACCAGCACGCUCGGAAUAACAACGCCGUCCCCGUGGUGGGGGAAGGCCUGCAUGCCGCCCACCAGGCCAUCCUCCAGCAGGGGGGGCCCAUUGGCUUUCAGCCUUACCGCCGGCCUUUACAUUUUCCACUCAGGAUAUUUUUGUUGAUUGUCUUCAUGUGUAUAACCUUACUGAUCGCCAGCCUCAUCUGCCUUACUCUACCAGUAUUUGCCGGCCGCUGGUUAAUGUCAUUUUGGACAGGGACUGCCAAAAUCCACGAGCUCUACACAGCUGCUUGUGGUCUGUAUGUUUGCUGGCUGACCAUCAGGGCGGUGACGGUGCUGGUGGCAUGGAUGCCCCAAGGACGCAGAGUGAUCUUCCAGAAGGUUAAAGAGUGGUCCCUCAUGAUAAUGAAGACGCUGAUAGUUGCGGUGCUGCUGGCGGGCGUCGUCCCGCUGCUCCUGGGGCUCCUGUUCGAGCUGGUUAUCGUUGCUCCCCUGAGGGUGCCCUUGGAUCAGACCCCUCUUUUUUACCCAUGGCAGGACUGGGCACUUGGAGUCCUGCAUGCCAAAAUCAUUGCAGCUAUAACAUUGAUGGGUCCUCAGUGGUGGCUGAAAACUGUAAUUGAGCAGGUUUACGCAAAUGGCAUCCGGAACAUUGACCUUCACUAUAUCAUUCGCAAAUUGGCAGCGCCUGUGAUCUCCGUGCUCUUGCUUUCCCUGUGUGUACCGUACGUCAUAGCGUCCGGCAUCGUCCCUUUACUAGGUGUUACUGCGGAAAUGCAAAAUCUGGUCCACCGGCGGAUUUAUCCGUUCUUACUGAUGGUCGUGGUACUGAUGGGCAUCUUGUCCUUCCAGGUCCGCCAGUUUAAGCGCCUUUACGAGCAUAUUAAAAACGACAAGUACCUUGUGGGCCAACGCCUCGUGAACUAUGAGCGAAAAUCUGGCAAACAAGGCACAUCUCCGCCCCCUCCACAGUCGUCCCAGGAGUAAGGCGGUCGUCCCAGCUUCCUGGACCUGCCCCUUGCCUUUACUUGCCCUUCUUUGUGGACUUCUCUCUCUGAAGACUUUCCCAGUGAUCUCUCAGCAUUGUUUUCAGGUUGGAUGCGUUUGGCUGGUGUGCUCAGCAUUUGGAGGGCGGCGGUCGCAGGCCCUGCUGCCCUCCCUGCCCUCUGACGUCACUGCUGCCCGAGGUCUGUACAUGUGUAAAUAGAAGUUCCUGGAGGCCCAGAACCGUGGAUUAAACAGAAUGUGCAUUGUACAUCUUUAAACAAAUGUAUAUUAAUUUAUUAAAUCUAGUUGUCACUUUAUUUUGGACCUGCUGUGAUCUUGACAGGAAAUGUGCCACAGAGCCACAAUGCAGAGGCAAGACUUCUUAAUGACAUGUUUAGGAGCACAGUGUCAUGGUGUUCCUAGCAAUGUAUAGUUCUCGUUAAGCAAACUGUACAUUCUGUCUGUCUUGGCUGCCGAGACCCUACCGAGGACGGAAACGGAAACGUAGAAACCAGCAGUGGGGCGUCUGUGGUAAGAAGACCCGGACCUCGUGCUUCACUGUCAGUGGCUCCUGGAAGUUAUUUUGUAUAACACCAAAGCUGUUGUACAUUUUCUGCUGCCUGAUUUUUUUUCAUGUGUCUGCGGUUGUGAUGUUGUAUAGUAUCUUGUGCUAGGUGAGGAAAUUAUUUUUAAUUUUGAUAAUUUAAUGUUCCUAGUGAUCAGCAUUGGGAGUUGGGUUUUUGUGCUUGUUGGGGGCAUGCCUAUACUUAGAGGAAAAAAAGUCCAAAAGAAGAUUUUCAUUAGUCCCCCCCCCCGCCCCUUAUCCUAUACACAGCUAUCCUUUUUGUCAGCAGUGGCCGAAAUGAUGCAAGAUCAUAAGUCUUACAGAAUAAUAUCCCCAACAGCACUGCAUCUUACUGGAACUAGGACGUCUGGGAUGUUCGCUAAAUGCAAAUGUGGUUUGGCGUCUUAGAUUGACACCGUGAGAAGAGACUGGUUAGAACAACUGGUCCCACUGGCCAGUGUAUCAUUGGAUAGGGAUUAGGGAAUGCAUUUUUCUUAGUUUUCCAUGAGUAAAUCCCAAAGUUUCCGAAGCUUUUUGUUUACAGAAUAAAACUACAAAUAAAACCAGCUUGAUUUCGUUCAUCCAGAAGGAACCUGGCCGAGCUGGCCUUUUAACAUAGGAGUGCAGGAUGUAUCUGAUUGGAAACGUGCUGGAAAAUCUCAGAGAACUGAACACUUAGAAACUUGGUUUUCUCUUGUAACCACAGCUUCAAGUUAGAAGUUUAGAGAAAUAGGGCAUUGGGCACAUGACCCGAGUAUCUGAUGGCCAUGGCGUAUAUAGUCAGCGUGAGGCUGGUUGGUUAAUGAUAACCUCAGUUCUCAGAGAGAAUGGGCAGCAUGGGUCUUCGGAAACAAUACAAGAAGUUCCAUAUGGUAUUAAAACCCUAGACUCAGAUCUGAGGAUUUUUUAAAAUAGGAAAGUCAGCCAAAAAUAAGCUACCGAAUCAAAAGCAACAUGUUCCGGUUGUUUUAUAUAGUUCAUUGAUUUUCCCCAAAGUGGUAAGCGAUUACUUUGAAAGAUGUUUUAAAACCUCAGUAUCAGGAAGAAAAGGCUUGACAUAGAGUUCAGUGUUACACGUUUUGGCACUUUGUAGUCGGCCGCUCUCUCGUGUUUGAAAUAAGGUCUCUGGGAGCCCCGCCUUCACUUAGAAAUUUAGUCCUGCUGUAAAAAAUUAGCAUUUUAAAAUGUAAUGCCACCUGUCAUGGUGUAUGUCUAUAUAAAUUGUUCUCUUUGGGAGAAAAAUACUAUCAAAUUGGGCAUAUAACUUGAUUAAUUUAGGUUUCUUUUUUUAAUUUUGCAGGGAAUUUGUAGAUCUUAUAUAAAGCUGUUGGAACACAUUUAUCUGUUUUACCAGAAAGAUACAGGCAGGUAACGUAAAAGAUUAAAAACCAUUAUUCUACAGAAUUUUAAAUGAAUCUUAUCAGAUAUUUUGUAAAAAAUCUAUCUAUCUAUAUAGGAAUGGCCAAAAAGUUGCCCUCCAUUUCACUUGCAGAUACCUUUAUCUUGUCCGUCUGAAUGAUUCCCCUAGGUUUUCGGUUGUGCUUCGUCCUGUUUUCAAAAGAUGGAUGCUUUCACAUGUCAGCAGAUGCUGCUGGCAUACUAUUUACUGGGGUAGCAUCCAGAUUUUAUUGCUAAUCAAUUAUUGUUUUACAAAUAUUUAAACUCAUUCAGAAAGUGCUAGUAUUGCUGCCCUUCUUUAUGUAGAAUUUUAAAAAAAUGAUAGUGUAGUUUUGCUUCACUUUACAUUGGGCCAAAACAGCCUUCAAGAAAGUUAAUUAGAAGGAAGACCUUUUUGCUUUAUUUUUACUAUUUAUAAAUUGAAGACAAAUCAACACUUAGUUUUACAUGGCCAGUUACCACAUGGUCAUAGUAUAGAGCGUGCAGUUGUUUAUUAUUAGCAAAUUAUGUUUGACUUUUAAACUAUUAGGUACUAAUAGUUGGGCUGAAAACUGAAAAAAAAUGCCAAUGUGAAGUUUGUGUACAGCUAGCUUUAAAAAAGCUCCAUGUUUUCAGGCGAUCUUUUCCUGUUAGUUUUCUGGAGAAACAGUGGAGAUUGGACGUCUCAAUUCCAGAUGGAAACAAAAGUAAUUUUUAUUUCAACAUUUAAUCUAACUUAUUACUGUGAGUUCCUGUCUUGUAUUUUCUUUCCCUGUUCGAGUAAUAGAGGGUAACCUUUUCUCAAAUGAUUUGAUCUCAGAUAUGUCAUUUCUGUAUUGGCAAAAUGCUAUUAAAGUAAUUCUUUAAUUUAGGUUGAAUUGAUGAUUUUUUAAAACAAUACAAAAAAGUACUGGACAUUUCUACAUUGUAUUGCAUUUACACACGCACACACACACACACAUACACACACACACACGAAUGUAGCGCCAGUAUAUGAACACUGGCACUUUUUAAAACUUUGCAAGUUAGCUACUUAUUCUCAUUUUUAGAAUUGGGUAUUUUAAGCUCUCUACUUACUGUGAUAAGUUUUUUACAUUGUAAAAUUAAAUGAUUAUGUUUAAAAUACUCCUUUAGAGUGGUACCUAUUCAGUUGCAAUCAAGAAAAAAACAAAAGUAAAAUGUCUUAGUACUAAAGUAUUAUUAAAAGCUUCAUUUGUGGAGAUUCUCUAACUUCCUCGCUGGAGCUGUCUUGUAUCUCACUUAAUUUUUCCCCUCAAUCAGAUGUUUUCCCUUCAGCUUGUAUACUGCCCUGUGUCAUUUUUUAAAAGAGCUGUCACGAGUAAGGGCUUUUUUCAAAUAAUCCCUGACAAUAUUUCAGCAUUAAUACAACAUAAAGAAAAGACAGUAUGUAUGUUUUUAUUCCUCCGUGUGUCUUACGAGUGCCUCAGUGUGUAGUCAUGAAAAUAACAUAGUACCUUAAAUGAACAGGUAUCGACUAAGGCCUAGACAUGACUGUUGUAGAAGCUAAUAGAACACUUCGUUAUUUGGGAUGUCGAUUUUCUAUUAAAGCAAACACCUUGGAUACCCAGACCAAUUUUAUCUGUAUAUACUAAAAUGCUCCCUUUUUUAUGUGGUUGGUUGUUGCCUUCUGAGUUGCGAGAACAGAAUUGAAUAAAGUGAAUGUUAGUCGUAGCCUA
This is a messenger RNA of Pteropus alecto (black flying fox), 6592 nucleotides long. It is a transcript of the gene MARCHF6, whose product is annotated as membrane associated ring-CH-type finger 6. Gene Ontology annotation, cellular component: endoplasmic reticulum membrane. The record is from RefSeq and is a predicted model, not a curated record. Bases 125 to 2953 code for a protein of 942 amino acids. Lineage: Eukaryota; Metazoa; Chordata; Mammalia; Chiroptera; Pteropodidae. The transcript is spliced from 26 exons. Gene Ontology annotation, molecular function: zinc ion binding.